Molecule: messenger RNA, 970 nt
Organism: Vicia villosa (hairy vetch)
Lineage: Eukaryota; Viridiplantae; Streptophyta; Magnoliopsida; Fabales; Fabaceae
Product: glutathione S-transferase U17-like
Exons: 2
Coding region: 87-761 (224 amino acids)
Biological process (GO): glutathione metabolic process
Cellular component (GO): cytoplasm
Molecular function (GO): glutathione transferase activity
Source: RefSeq, a predicted model, not a curated record
AUUAUCUUUACUCUUUCUUUCCAUAUAAACAACUCCAUUCAUAGCCUAUCUAGUAGAAAUUACAAUAUUUUCGUUUCUAAGUAGCUAUGGCCACUAAUGAGUUGAGGCUUUUGGGUGGCUGGUACAGUCCAUUUGCAGUGAGGGUACAAAUUGCCCUUAGCAUCAAGUGUUUGGAUUAUGAGAACAUUGUAGAAAACUUGAAGUCCAAAAGUGAGUUGCUUCUUCAGUCCAAUCCUGUAUACAAGAAAAUCCCAGUUCUCAUUCAUGGAGAUAAACUCAUUUGUGAAUCUGCAAACAUAGUUGAAUAUAUUGAUGAAGUUUGGAAAGAUAAUGGUGCUCCCUCUAUCCUUCCUUCAAAUGCUUAUGAUAGAGCCAUUGCUAGAUUUUGGGUUGCCUACAUAGAUGACAAGUUCUACAACUCCAUGCGAAAUGGUUUAUUUGCUCAAGAUGAAGAGUCCAAGAAGACAUAUUUCGAGCAACUAGAAGUAGUUCUUGCAACCUUAGAAGAUGCUAUCAACAAAUGCAGUAAAGGAAACCACUUUUUUGGAGGAGAUAACAUUGGAUUUAUUGAUAUUGCUUUUGGAUGCUAUUUGAGUUGGAUGAGAGUCAAAGAGAAAGUAACUGGAAAGAUGUUUGACGAAGCCAAGACUCCUGCAUUGGUGAAAUGGGCUGAGGCUUUUGCUGCUCAUCCUGCUGUCAAGGGAAUUCUACCAGAAACUGAUAAGCUCUUGGAGUAUGCCCAAGCUAUGUUACAAAAGUAAUCUUGUUGCUUCUACUUAAUUAUAAGUAAAUGGAUUGUGAGAAAACUUUUGUUUCUAAAUUGUUGUCUGAAUUGCUUUGUAUUUCCUUCCUCUUUAAAAUUUGUGUCAAGUACUCUCUUAGACUCUUUUGUAAUAGGGUAGAGUACCCCCUUUAUUCCUAUUAAUUCAUGAUUUGCUAAUAAAAAAACUGAUAUAUCUAAUUUUAUUUA